Molecule: messenger RNA, 600 nt
Organism: Ustilago hordei
Lineage: Eukaryota; Fungi; Basidiomycota; Ustilaginomycetes; Ustilaginales; Ustilaginaceae
Exons: 1
Coding region: 1-600 (199 amino acids)
Biological process (GO): translation
Cellular component (GO): ribosome
Molecular function (GO): structural constituent of ribosome
Source: RefSeq, a predicted model, not a curated record
AUGUCUCAGCUGCGUAACGCAGUGGCACGGCCUAUACGGGCUGUCGUAUUGGUCGUUCCUUCUCAACGAGUCGCCCUCGCUGGUCCCUCUAAAACCUCUAGCGACAUCAGCAUGCUCUGCCGCACCUUCGCUUCCACCUCACUCCAAUCUGCAGACAAGCCAUUGUCCUCAAAACCAACCACAGCCGCCGUAUCAGCGUACACAGCCAUAUUGGACUCUCUCACCGAUUCCUACGAGAAGACCAUCCAAGGUACUGGUCGUCACUCUCGCCCAUCCGAUGGUCGCCGCGGCUAUGUCGAAGACCUCGAAGCAGACUGGGCAGCUCGUGCAGUCCACGGCGAGCCCUCUUGGCCGGCAACACCUUUCAGUGGACGCAGCAUUCGCGUCACCCCACAAGCUGACCCUUCGCGUGCUUACGCCCAACUCGCUGUGCUGCUCAAGAGGAACAACGUUAGACAGGAGUUGAGGUUGCAGCAGAGAUACGAAAAGCCAAAUGCAGAAAGGAGGAGGAAGAAGUCGGAAAGGCACCGGAGAAGGUUUGCGGAUAUGGUCAGGAAGAAGGUUCAGUUGGUGAUGGCUAUUAAGGCCCGUGGUGCUUAG